Messenger RNA from Lotus japonicus, 1242 nucleotides. RefSeq lists its product as uncharacterized. NCBI's taxonomy places the organism in Eukaryota, Viridiplantae, Streptophyta, Magnoliopsida, Fabales, Fabaceae. Gene Ontology annotation, cellular component: Golgi membrane. The record is from RefSeq and is a predicted model, not a curated record. Bases 106 to 1038 code for a protein of 310 amino acids. The transcript has a single exon. Gene Ontology annotation, molecular function: hexosyltransferase activity.
UAAGAAACUCACAAACUUAUUAGUAUCAUCACUCAGAUUUCCCAAGCUUCUCCAAUCCCCAUAAACUCCACCUUGCUUCUUAAUCUCCAACAAUCAACAAGAGCAAUGGCGGUGAAGCCCUCAAAGCCAAAACGUGGACGCUUCGUGCUCUCUUGUUUCAUAUUAAUCUUCUUCCUCUGCGUCUUAGCUUCCAUUAACGAAGUCCGCUUCGACGGCUUCUUACAAUUCGGCCGCUGCACUCUCCUAAACAACUCCCGUUCCGCCACCACCACCACCUCACAAGACACCCGAAUCCUCAUCGGCAUCCUCACCCUCCCGGACCAGUACCUCCGCCGCCACUUCCUCCGCCUAGUCUACGGAACACAGAAUCCAGAAGGCGCCAAAGUGGACGUGAAGUUCGUGUUCUGCAACCUCACCAAGGAGGAUCAGAAAGUCAUCAUUUCAUUGGAGAUCAUGCAGUACAACGACAUCAUCAUCCUCAACUGCACAGAGAACAUGAACAAGGGUAAAACCUCAGCAUUCUUCACCAGCCUCCCCGAGAUUUUCAAUGAAACAAAGAACUCGCCUUACCCUCCUUACCACUAUGUGAUGAAAGCAGAUGAUGACACCUAUGUUAGGCUCAACAGUUUAGUUCAAUCCUUGAAAACGUUGCCUAAGGAGGAUUUAUAUUAUGGAUUCGUGAUACCCUGUGGAAGCAUGGACCCUUUCAAGCAUUACAUGUCUGGGAUGGGGUUUUUGGUGUCUUGGGAUAUUGUGGAAUGGAUCAGUGGCUCUGAUAUUCCUAAGAAACAUGUAGAGGGACCAGAGGAUAAGGUUUUUGGAGAUUGGAUGAGAUGGGCUAAAAGAGGAAUGAACAGGUAUAAUGCUAAGUGGUCUAUGUAUAAUUAUCCUGAUCCACCUUCAGUUUGUAGCCAUGAGCUUUGGCCUGAUACAAUUGCUGUUCAUUUGUUGAAGAAUCAAGAAAAGUGGGUUAAGACUCUUAGUUUUUUCAACCACACUGCUCCUUUGAAGGAAUCUAAGAUGUACCAUAUACAUUAAUUAGCCAUUGUUAGGUGAUCCUGAUCUUUGCUUUAAUUCUCACCAUUUUGUUUAAUUUUUUUGUAUGUGAUAAAAAAUAAUAAGCUCUCAGAGAUUUCAUUUUUGGGUCUUCUGCGAUUAAGGAACCAAUUUGUAGUUCCUAUGUGCAUUUGAAAUGUAGUUGAUUACCUAUAGUUUUUAUAGAGAAAGAGGGAUUAUGGUGAA